AUGGGGAGCAGUAACAUGCUUCAGACGGUGUUCUUGUCUCUCUCUCUCCCGUUCGCCGGCAUGAGCGCGGUGCUCGUGGUCUACGUCUGCCUCCUCUGGUACGUCUCCGGCGGCGGUCGCCUGGCCGGAACGGACAAGCCGUACCCAGAAGGAGGCCUGUCCUCUCAGGAGCUCGCGAAGCUGCCGAGGGUCACGGGGAAGGAGCUAGGGGCGGGGACGGAGUGCGCCGUGUGCCUUGAGGAGGUCGACGGGGAAGAGCCGGCUCGGCUGGUCCCGGGUUGCCGCCACGGGUUCCACCAGGAGUGUGCCGACGCGUGGCUCGGUCGGCACUCGGUGUGCCCCGUUUGCAGGGCCAAGCCCGAGGCUCGGUCGUGGCUCGAAGAAGCCGAAGAUCGCCAAAGCCCGUGCUAGAAUUCCGAUUCCUCCGGGACUUUUAUUUUUUCACGGUGAAUUGGUGGGUCGGUGCUUGUUAGUUUUCUUUU
Messenger RNA from Rhodamnia argentea, 482 nucleotides. Its product is annotated as E3 ubiquitin-protein ligase ATL23-like. NCBI's taxonomy places the organism in Eukaryota, Viridiplantae, Streptophyta, Magnoliopsida, Myrtales, Myrtaceae. The record is from RefSeq and is a predicted model, not a curated record.